AUGUAUCAACCAUUGAGCGACAACAACCCAUUUAGACGAGUUCAGCCAGAGUCAUCCCGGCUGCUGUUUCAACUACCACAACAUAGCUCGGGGAGCAACCACUCAACUUCUUCUGCUCAUUUUGACGAAUGGGUCUCCAAAAAUAGACAGCUUUUGGAUGAUAGUGGUGAGGAAGAAGUUUACGAAUCACAAGUUAGUCCCAACAAGAUCAUCAGCUACUACCAGAACAAUAAUGCUUCACUCGAUAGUAAUAUUGGUGGAUAUGGCAAAUCUGCUAGGAGAUAUAGUAGAAUCAACAGUGGGGAUAGCGCCAGUGGUCAAGAUUCUCACUACAUUGGUAAUUUUAAUGAACCCACCCAUGGUAAUGGUUAUGCGCUUUCAGUAAAGCCACAAACAUCGGGAUCCAGGUACAGGCAUUCAAAUACUCCGCCAGCACGCCCACCAAAACCUCAGGAAGAAUUUGCUCCACCAUCGUAUGAAGAAGCCGCCGGUCGCGAAGCUGCUAAGAAGGGUUAUAGAAGAGAAAAAGAGCCUGGCUCCUCUUCCACAAGACAUCGUUCGCAUUCGGAUUCGCACCACCACCACAGAAGCGGCGAUCGCAAAACACCAACAACUUCAUCAUCAUCCUCGCGUCCACACAAGUCAUCCAGCAGCAGUUCCAGAAGGAAGAAAUCAAAGGCAGAGGCAGCACCUGCGAAAAACUUGGACAGUAUUGAUAAACUCGAUGUAAGUGGACUUUUCGGUAGAGGAUUCCACCAUGACGGACCAUUUGAUGCUUGUACACCACACAGAAACAAAAACGUCAAGAAGGCUCCCGUAAUGGCCUUCCCCGCUGAUGGCCCGAACAACUCAAUUGCAGGUGCUGCCAAUGUGGACAAGAAUCAACAAAUGAACCUUGCCUUUGGUAUUGACAAUGCAAAUGGCAACAACUUUGAUGGGGAAGGGCGUUCUCUCAAAGUUAAGGAUGCUGCGCCGGUGAUUAAAACCAAUAGAGUAUCUGAUGAUCCGCAAACAACCAUGUACACGCCAAAACAAAACCCAUCUGUUAUCGCCUUUGACUCCACCCAAAAGGCAGAGCCUAUUCACGGAUCCACAACAGCAGGUCUUGGCUCCACUACGUUCCUCGAUGGUGCACCAGCACCGAAAGCCACUAAUGAUUUCUUGUCCCCUUCAAAUGGUGGCGGUUUAGGUAGGAAAAAGUCUUUGGUACAACGAUUCAAAAGCAAUGGAUCCUCAAAUUCUUCAAGAAGAAACUCUAGUGAUGAUAGGCAUAGUGGGGAUAACGUCAGAAGAGGCUCUUUGAAUGCUUUAGAUACCAACACUCGCCACAGCCUUGACGAGGACGAUGACGACUUGAAGCCACCGGGUGGCAAUUCGCUCAUUAGAAGAGUCAAGAGUUUGAAAGUGAGGAGAUGA
Messenger RNA from Lodderomyces theae, 1416 nucleotides. RefSeq lists its product as uncharacterized. Bases 1 to 1416 code for a protein of 471 amino acids. Gene Ontology annotation, cellular component: cytoplasm. The record is from RefSeq and is a predicted model, not a curated record. NCBI's taxonomy places the organism in Eukaryota, Fungi, Ascomycota, Pichiomycetes, Serinales, Debaryomycetaceae. The transcript has 2 exons.